Maylandia zebra (zebra mbuna) is the source of this 1850-nucleotide messenger RNA. It is a transcript of the gene frrs1l, whose product is annotated as ferric-chelate reductase 1-like. NCBI's taxonomy places the organism in Eukaryota, Metazoa, Chordata, Actinopteri, Cichliformes, Cichlidae. Gene Ontology annotation, biological process: regulation of postsynaptic membrane neurotransmitter receptor levels; regulation of glutamate receptor signaling pathway. The record is from RefSeq and is a predicted model, not a curated record.
UGGGCGAUACCAUUCAUCCGGCCCAACACCGAAAAAUAGCCUAUGAAAAGAUUAAUGAGCUCUAGAAGCCAUCAGGACUGCGGUUUCAAAGAGGAUUAUGGGCGUGUAGCUGAAUUCGAUGCGUUCCCUUUUUUGUUGGUCAUGAUUUUCCUGCGGAGGCUUGUGCAGCUUUCGGUGCUGCUGAUCCACGCUGGAUGGUGGGGGGUCGCGCCGAGCCCCACCGAUGAGGGAGCACUCCGGACUGGCCACGGAGAGCACGGAGAGCCUGGACACCAAGAGCCUCACAAGGACUCCUACAGCACCUUCGCCUCCGAGUUUCUGGAGUCCAGAUAUCUGUCCGAUGAUGGUUACCCAUUCCCCACAGCACCCCCAGUUGACCCCUUUGCCAAGAUCAAAGUCAGCGACUGUGGAGUAACAAAGGGCUGCAUAAGGUACGGGAAGCCGGGGUGCGAUGCAGAGACGUGUGACUACUUUCUGAGUUAUCGUCGCAUCGGGACAGAUGUGGAGUUUGAGCUGAGCGCAGAUACGGAUGGCUGGGUGGCUGUAGGUUUCUCAUCUGAUAAGAAAAUGGGAGGAGACGAUGUUAUGGCCUGUGUGCACGAUGAUAACGGGCGCGUGCGGAUACAUCACUUCUACAACGUCGGCCAGUGGGCCAAGGAGAUCAAGAGGAAUCCGGCUCGAGACGAAGAGGGCAUAUUUGAGAACAACCGCGUCACCUGCCGUUUCAAGCGACCGUUAUACGUCCCACGAGAGGAAACGCUUGUGGACUUACACCUCUCGUGGUACUACCUGUUUGCAUGGGGACCUGCUAUUCAAGGUUCCAUCACGAGGCACGACAUUGACAGUCCUCCAGUCAGCGAGCACAUGAUCAGCAUCUAUAAGUACGUGGACAUCUUCAUGCCCUCCACAGCUUAUCAGACAUUUAAUUCUCCCCUCUGCUUACUGCUCAUAGUAGCUCUCACCUUCUACCUGCUGAUGGGGACGCCAUAACGAAGCACAGCACAGCACAGCAGAGAGAGGAUGAAGCAGCAAUAAAAAAAAGUUUAAAUCUGAUGCCACAUACAAGUGCCCUCUUUGCACAGACUGUGUUAGAUAUAUUGAACAUGAAAGACUAUAUAUUCAUAACUCACACAGCAUCUUGAAGUAUUAAAGCAACACUCUAGAGGUGAUAUGUGCUGAUCUGAGUAUUAGACAAGAGGGCAGAGUAGUAGUAGUAGUUUAAAAUAGGCCAGUCAUUUUCAGUGUUAACGAUAGCUUCCAGUUAUAUAAAAAUAUGAGGACUCCAUUCCAACAAAUACAUCUCACAAGACUUUGAAACCCUGCAUGCACUGGAAAAUCUGGGAAUGGUUUCAGACACCCACCGUGCACUGGUGAAUAAUGUCAAACUUUGCCAAAACAACGGGUUUCUGAGGAUGAAAGGAAAAUAAAACAGCUCUCACAAAUGCUUCCCGUCUCCUCACCCUGCUACGUUUCUGUGGAUCUCAGCCUUAAAAAAAUAAAAUAAAAAUGUUGUUUGCUGGUGUUAGAAAUAUGGACUGCAGGGUUUCAGGAACAACCCGGUGCAUCUACUAUGUAAAAGAUUUUCGUAUACUUUUUUUUUACAUCCUUGUCUGAUUUCAUCAUCUCACUUCCUCAACCACAGUAACUGCUUUGUUUAUCAGUACUGUGACACUGUGACUUACAGCAAGACUGAUGAGAAGAGUUACUACUAUUGCCUGUUCAAGCAAUAACACGGUUAACAGAAACAUUUUGCUCUUAUAUGAAGUAAUAUUUUUUUCCCCUGGGUUGCUAUUGUAGCUUUUGAAGUGUAUUAAAAAUGGUUGAAUAUGUUAAGAUGUCUCCCACUGAAA